CGAGGAAUUACUGCUAGUGGCCUUCCAUGUCGUCGAUCACUGGCGUCGCAGCCCAACUCAUCGCCGGCGAAGACAGCAGGAGUGAAGGCCAAAGCAGGUAGAAACACAAACAUAACUGCUUUUUACUGCUGGCAGCAUAAGGAUCAAGCUGAAUCAAUUCUACGACGGUCAACAUGGAAUUCGGAUCCUCAAAAACAGCGACGCUCCAGUAUCGACACAUUAAUGGACCGCUUGGGCGUUCUCGAUAUAAAUGAUAAUUCAGAGAAGCCUAACAAUGUUCCGCCAAAGAAGAAACAAACCAGACAUACAUUCUGCUGCUUUACCAUCAUAGAAGAUGAGGAGCCGCCGCUGGCCGCCAAACCAAGACCGAGCCGUCCUCCGCCGGCUCGCCCUCAUCAGCAGGUGAACAAAACAUCUUCAGCCAAUCCGAAAAUACAAUCCAGCUCAAAGCCAGAUUCGCUCCUCCCAUGGAUACCCGCCUCACUUUCUCCGCAAACAGCGUCGCUUCUUCUCGCCGAACUUGCCAAAUCAAUCUCUCCUGCUGACGAACCAGGCUACAUCUAUAUGUUCUGGAUCACACCAUCGACAUCCCCAAAGUCCGCCCCGCCACCAUCAGAUAUUGCACCGUCUCUUCUCCCCUCAGCACACAGAGAUAUAAACUCUGAUACCGACGAAAGUGACGAGAGCCCCGAGCAAAUCCAGCGUAGCAACACCGCCAUCCGCAGGGCAAGGGAUUUAAAUACAUUCUCGUCAGCUUCGUCGCCCAACAGCCCAGGAACAGUGAAGCUGAAGAUCGGCCGAACGAGCAACGUCACCCGACGAUUGAAUGAGUGGUCGAAACAAUGCUCCAACCAUCUAACAUUGAUCCGGUACUACCCGUAUACCUCGUCAUCGCAGCGGCAGGGGCGGAAUGGUGGUUUGGAACCCGGAAGAAAAGUCCCCCAUGUCCAUCGCGUGGAGAGACUCAUCCAUCUUGAGUUGGCGGAUAUGCGGAUACGCGAUCUGGGACCAUGUCCAGAGUGUGGGAAGGAGCACAGAGAAUGGUUUGAAGUUGCUGCUGAACGGGCCGCUCUGAAAAGAGUAGAUGAGUGUAUUCGGCGGUGGGUGCGCUGGGCACAUACUCAGAAAUAGGUAUCUUGAUAGAUUUAUUAAAGGAGCUCAGUCAUGACAGUCCAUAGUUCACUCCUCCCCCAUCAUGAACAAGGUCAUAUAUGGAGUUCUUAGAACUAGCUGCGCGA
This is a messenger RNA of Aspergillus nidulans FGSC A4, 1238 nucleotides long. RefSeq lists its product as uncharacterized. The coding region runs from base 223 to 1131 and encodes 302 amino acids. The record is from RefSeq and is a predicted model, not a curated record. The transcript has a single exon. Lineage: Eukaryota; Fungi; Ascomycota; Eurotiomycetes; Eurotiales; Aspergillaceae.